GUUAGGCUGCGCGGGAGCUGCAGUUUCAGUUUGUUUUAUUCACCAUUUUGUGUAGCUGAGGGUAAAAUUCAAAUAAAAAUCCAGUUUAAAACACGUUUAUUUUUUGUUUUUUGUGCUUGGCGCCGAACUGCGUUUCUGUCUAAAGCGGUGUGUUUAAUCACGCUUUGAGUUGCAAAACCGAAAGGUUUUAUUUUUUUAUCUCCCUUGGAUUUUCCUUUUAAAUAUAUAUUUUAACCUCUACAGUAUUUCUGCAAAAUGUCAAGACCAGUGAGGAACAGGAAGGUAGUGGAUUACUCACAGUUCCAGGAGUCUGAUGAUGCAGAUGAAGAGUAUGGGAGGGACUCUGGGCCUCCUAGCAAGAAGAUCCGUGCGUCUUCUCGGGAAGUGAAGCCGAAGAAGAGGCCGGGGAAGAACUCGCAGGAAGACAGUGAGGAUUCAGACGACAAAGCGAAGUCCAAAGAUGACUCGGCAGAUGAUUUUGGCAGCGAGGACGACAAUGACUUUGAAGGAGAGGAGGAGGAGGAAGAGGGGGGAGACAGUGAUUAUGACGGGUCUAAAAAGGGCAAAAAGGGAAAGAAGCCUAAAGUGGAGAGGCCAGCCAAGCGGACACCCAAGUCACGGAAAAGACCAGCAGAUGACAGCGACGAUGACCAAGAGGUGAGCAAGAAGGUGCGGCAGCAGCGCCAGGCCGCCUCCAAGGCCGUGUCCAAGCAGAGGGAGAUGUUGCUGGACGACGGGGGCAGCGAGGAUGAGGAGAAGGACGAGGAUGAUCAGGCCUUCCUGGACAAGGAGUCAGGCAGCGACGAGGAUUUCAUGGUUGAUGACGACGACGACAGCGACUACGGACACUCGAGAAAGAAGAGUAAGAAAGUGGUGAAGAGGACCAAGCCCGACAGGAAGGAAAAGAAGUCUCCCAAACCUAGACUAAAGGCCACAGUGACUCCCAGUCCCAUGAAGGGCAAGGGCAAAGGUCGGCCCAGCGCGGCCAGGGCCUCCGAGAAGUCCUACAAAGAGGAAGAGGAGGAGCCAGAGAGCCCCCCCGAAGAGGAGGAAGAACUGGAGAAGAAGGACUCCCCUCCUCCAAAGAAAACAGAGGACCCGACUGAGGAGGAAGAGGACGUAUCAGAAGAAGAGGCUCCUUCUGGGGAGGACUAACCGCUUGGAACGGGAGGGUCUUUCUCUCGUUUUUCUUUCUUUAAUUUUUAGAUCGUAGACAGUUUCAGUUUUCUGUGUCUGCCUGGCUCAACGGUUUGGACAAUAAUAUUCUUAAUAUUUUUUCUUGCUUUUUUUUUUGCCUGUAAAUACCAUAUCUCAAAGGACAGUGUGUGUGUGUAUGGGUGUGUGAUUGUGUGUGUGAGAGAGUGUAGGGGGCAAAUCUUUACCAAUUCAGGUGAUGAAUGUAGUCCUGUUUUUUCUGUUUGAUUUUAAUGAGCCCCCAUCCACAGUGGCAGUGAAGCUGUGCUCCACAAGCACUAAAACCUUUGUGAGGAGGAAGAGGGCUUCUAAGAAGGAAAUGUUACACAAGCCAAGAACCUGUAGUCCAAGACUGAUCAGCCUCUGUCCUGCUGAAUAGUACCAUUGCAGGCCUUGCUCACAACUUGGGUAUUGUGGAGGAAUUCAAGCUGUUGCAUGGUACAGUUGUGCAGGAAAAUUGAUUGACAGAUGUUGACUUCACCCUGCAGAGUGCAGAGCCUGGGUCAGGUGAACACAGUGAAGUGCACACCCGACGCUCCUGCAGGCUGCACCUUGACCGUGAGAACAGGUGUUCUGUCUUGGAUGCCCACUGCAGGUUCCUGACAGCAGCUUGCUGUGGCAGAACAUGUAUUUUCUGCAGAUGUUUUUUUUUUUA
Lepisosteus oculatus (spotted gar) is the source of this 1849-nucleotide messenger RNA. It is a transcript of the gene nucks1a, whose product is annotated as nuclear casein kinase and cyclin-dependent kinase substrate 1a. Lineage: Eukaryota; Metazoa; Chordata; Actinopteri; Semionotiformes; Lepisosteidae. Gene Ontology annotation, molecular function: single-stranded DNA binding; double-stranded DNA binding. The record is from RefSeq and is a predicted model, not a curated record. Gene Ontology annotation, biological process: interstrand cross-link repair; double-strand break repair via homologous recombination. Gene Ontology annotation, cellular component: cytoplasm.